AUGAACAGCCUGGUCGAGCGUUCGGAUGGUAUUCCGGGCUGCGAGGUCAGCGCCACGUGCAACACCAAGAUCAACAUCCCCAACUCCCAGAUCCCCUACGACCCCAACAACCCGACUGCCGCCCAAAAGGCCAGCGCCGCGCGUGACAACUGCGGUGCCAUCAACUCCUGCAGCGUCUUCAACGCCAAGGAGCAGCUCGUCUCCGUCACGGGCGCCCAUGCCUACCAGUCGCCGGCGACCAACCAGCUCCGCGGCCCCUGCCCGGGCCUGAACGCCGCCGCCAACCACGGCUACCUGCCCCGCAGCGGUGCACCCACCAUCCUCCAGACCAUCAACGGUCUGGGUGCCGCCUACGGCAUGAGCCUCGACCUUGCUGGUAUCCUGGCCGCGUACGCGGUUGCCAUUGACGGCGACCCAGUCACCGGCACCUGGUCCAUCGGCGGUCCCCAGGCCGGCCUCCCGAUCAUCGAGAACGGCCAGGGUAUCUCUUGGUCCCAUAAUAAGUACGAAGGUGACACCUCCAUCGGACGUUGCGACGCGUACAUCAACAACGGCGACGCCCACUCUCUGAGCACGACUCGCUACGCCUACGCCUACGAGGUGGGCAUGGCGGACGACUCGUACACCUUCGACAAGUUCGCGCAGGCCUUCACGGCCAACACCUUCCGCUCCAUCCAGCAGAACCCGUACUACUUUGCGCCGCUCUUCUCGACGACCCUGGUUGCGCCUGCUGCGUACAACUUCGUCAUCGCGUUCAUGUCCAACCAUACUGCCCAGCAGCCCGGCGGCUACCUGAACGGCGCCAUCUUCAAGGAGUUCUUCGCCAUCACCGGCGACUACCCCAACUUCUCGUGGCAGCCGGGUCAGGAGCGCAUCCCCAACAACUGGUACCGCCGCCCCUCUUCCCAGCAAUACCAGGCCGUCGGUGGCGUGUUUGGCGAUCUCAUCCCCAACUUCCUCGCCUACCCCAACAGCUUCCGCUUCGGUGGCAACACGGGCAAGGUCAACACCUACACCGGCAUCGACCUGGCCAACUACACCAACGGCGUGUACAACGCCGACAACCUCUUCCAGGGCAACAACUUUGCCUGCUUCGUCUACCAGAACAUCCAGCAGGGCCAGCCGGACAGCGUCAACGCCAACCCCCUGGCCUCGACCGUCGCCGGCAUCUUCACCCCCUACCUCAACAAGGUCUUUGGCGGCAUCACCUGCCCGCAGCUGCAGAGCUUGAACGACAACAACCUCGGCGUCUACCCCGGCCACAAGUACAGCCCCAACCCGCCCGCGAACGCGCCCGAGAACUGCUAG
Messenger RNA from Neohortaea acidophila, 1308 nucleotides. RefSeq lists its product as uncharacterized. Bases 1 to 1308 code for a protein of 435 amino acids. The transcript has a single exon. Lineage: Eukaryota; Fungi; Ascomycota; Dothideomycetes; Mycosphaerellales; Teratosphaeriaceae. Gene Ontology annotation, molecular function: peroxidase activity. The record is from RefSeq and is a predicted model, not a curated record.